ACUUGUCAGUCAACCAUAAUGGCGGCUUUACUGCUGUCAACCAAGAAUUUCAGUUAUUUAAUAAAAAAUCAUGUAAAAUUGAACAAAUCAUACUGUAUUAAUAAUUCUACGAUUCUAAAUAAACCCCAGUUCAAUUUAAAAUGCAAACAGUGUGCCGCCGCAAGUCAUUUCAGGUAUUAUUCUACACCGUCUCCAAACAACGCUGGAAAUACAGACCCAGCGAAAAAUGUUUUGGCAGCAGUACUGGCAAACAAGCCAAAAACCGGAAAAAUACCUGUUGUUGUCCCCCGCACGCAUCCUUUGUUUGUCCGCUUUUUCCUCUUCCAUUACUGUCGUCCUUCCUUUACGUGCGCCUGAUGGUGUAUCUCCCGUCCUUAGGUAUCCAAAAAAGAGACUGCUUUCACCCAGGUGCAUCUGUUUUGUCCCGCGAAGAUAUAAACCUGGCUGAGGCGAAACCGGUCACCGGGACAGAUAUGGUUAGGGGCAUGCUGGAGUAUGUAUGGCCUAGGGAUAAUACCAUGAUAAAAAACCGGGUCAUGCUCUCCUUGUCGCUCCUGUUCGGCGCGAAAGUGAUGAACGUAUCCGUCCCGUUCCUGUUCAAGUACGCAGUGGACGAAGUGAACCAAGCUGCUGUGACGCAGACUGGAGACGUGUUGCUGGGCGUGGCGACGGUACCACAGGCUUUGGGUACAACCGCAUUCAGUCUCAUAGUUGGAUAUGGUAUAGCCCGUGCCACCUCUGCGGGUUUCAAUGAGCUACGUAACGCAGUGUUCGCGAAGGUAGCACAGCAUUCGAUACGGCGUCUCGCGUGCAAUGUUUUCACGCACCUGCACAACUUGGACCUCAGUUUCCACUUGGGUCGACAGACCGGCGCAUUGUCUAAGACGAUAGACCGCGGUUCGCGCGCCAUCAACUUCGUCCUAUCGGCUAUGGUGUUCAACAUAGUGCCCACUAUAUUCGAGCUCACUCUCGUAUCUACUAUAUUGGGCUUGAAGGGUGGGCUUGCAUUUGCAGGACUGGCGUUUGGCUGUGUGGGUAUAUACGCAGCAUUCACACUGGCCAUCACGCAGUGGCGGACGAAGUUCCGAGUCUACAUGAACCGCGCUGAGAACGAGGCGGGCAACAAAGCCAUCGACUCGCUCAUCAACUACGAGACCGUCAAGUAUUUCAACAACGAAAAAUACGAAUUGGAAAAAUAUGAUAUGAGCCUGAAGAAGUAUGAGGAGGCGUCCCUUAAGACUGCGUCCAGUUUGGCGCUGCUGAACUUUGGUCAGCAUGCCAUCUUCAGCGGAGGUCUCAGCAUAAUAAUGCUACUGGCUGCAAAUGAAAUUGCUAAAGGUAAUAUGUCAGUGGGCGACCUGGUGAUGGUGAACGGGCUGCUGUUCCAGCUGUCCAUCCCGCUCGGCUUCCUCGGCUCCGUGUACCGGGAGGUGCGCCAGGCGCUCAUCGACAUGCAGACCAUGUUCACACUCAUGACAGUGCAGUCCAGGAUCAAGGAGAAAGACAAAGCGCCGCCCCUAGUGGUGGACGCGAAGACAGCGACCAUCGAGUUCAAGGACGUGAGCUUUAAGUACAUCAACGGGAAGCCGAUAUUCAAUAACCUGACCCUCACCAUCCCGGCGGGGAAGAAGAUUGGCAUUGUGGGCGGAUCCGGCAGUGGCAAAUCGACUUUGGUGCGGCUGCUGUUCAGAUUCUUCGAGCCACAAUCGGGCCAUAUCUUCAUCAAUGGACAGAACAUAAGGGAUUUAGAUUUGGCUAGCUUGAGGAAGGCGAUCGCUAUAGUUCCACAGGACUGCGUCCUAUUCCACGAUACGAUAUUCCACAACUUGCACUACGGUGACCUGAGCAAGCCCCACGACGAGGUCUACACGGCCAGCAAGAUGGCGGAGCUGCACGAUUCUGUACAGACUUGGCCUAAGGCCUACGAGACGCAAGUAGGCGAGCGUGGCCUGAAGCUGUCUGGCGGUGAGAAGCAGCGGGUGGCCAUCGCCCGCGCCAUCCUCAAGGACUCGCCCAUCAUAGUGUUCGACGAGGCCACCUCCAGCCUGGACUCGCUCACCGAACACGCAAUCCUUCAAGCUUUGAAAGCUGCUACCGUAGGUCGUACAUCUAUUUGCAUAGCGCAUCGACUGUCGACCGUCGCGGAUGCGGACGAGAUUUUAGUCCUUGAAAACGGUUCGAUAUCGGAGAAAGGCACCCAUAAAGACCUCAUCAGUAAUCCAGCAUCACUCUACUAUAGACUAUGGGAGAAGCAAAACAAAAGUGCUAUACCAAAAUGAAACGUACCAGUAUAAUAACAGGGAUCAUGUUUCGCCAGCGAGAUGCGGCAAACGCUGAAUGAAAUAGUUUUGUAUCGAUUCUUUUAUUCGCAUCGAAACUCAAAAGUGUUAAUCGACUAGAACCGUUGUUUUGUAUGGUAUAAAAACUAGUGUGAAUAUUUAAACAUAAGUGUACUAUGUAAAAAGUAUGCAUAAUCGAGGAAAACUUGAAGUAUCAAUGCGUUAGGUGGUUUAAUUUGUAUGAUUUUUUGUUUUUUUUUUUUUUUUUUUUUUUGUAGCAUUUAUCGCAGUUUUUUUUUUCUUUUUAAAUUAUUCCAAAUUUGAAUUUCAAAUAUUCAUUCUAUGCAUACAGUAUAUUUAUACUAGUCGCAUUGUACUCAAAGAAUUGCAGAUUCUUUUAUAUUUAUUUUAAUUUUUAAUAUCGCCCCGUACUUAAAAAAAAGCCAUAGUACUGGCUAAUGACCUAUUUAACAUUUGAUGUCAAUUCCAUAAAGGUUUAUCGCAUUUAGAGUAUUAGAAAAAAGGGCAGUGGGUAAAUUUUGUAAAUACAUUUUUUCCUUUAUAGUAUACAAUCUGGUAUCCCGAUUUGAUAACAAAUUAUUUGUCUCGUUGUCAUCUCAUUGGCUUGUUAUUUUAAAUUUUUUUUUUGGCUUUUCUUUUUUUU
This is a messenger RNA of Galleria mellonella (greater wax moth), 2943 nucleotides long. RefSeq names its product iron-sulfur clusters transporter ABCB7, mitochondrial (gene ABCB7). Gene Ontology annotation, molecular function: ATP binding; ABC-type transporter activity; ATP hydrolysis activity. The record is from RefSeq and is a predicted model, not a curated record. Gene Ontology annotation, biological process: transmembrane transport; intracellular iron ion homeostasis. Gene Ontology annotation, cellular component: mitochondrial inner membrane. NCBI's taxonomy places the organism in Eukaryota, Metazoa, Arthropoda, Insecta, Lepidoptera, Pyralidae. The coding region runs from base 141 to 2279 and encodes 712 amino acids. The transcript is spliced from 14 exons.